Molecule: messenger RNA, 3016 nt
Organism: Acanthopagrus latus (yellowfin seabream)
Lineage: Eukaryota; Metazoa; Chordata; Actinopteri; Spariformes; Sparidae
Product: lethal(3)malignant brain tumor-like protein 4
Exons: 18
Coding region: 272-2068 (598 amino acids)
Biological process (GO): regulation of DNA-templated transcription
Cellular component (GO): nucleus
Molecular function (GO): protein binding; zinc ion binding
Source: RefSeq, a predicted model, not a curated record
UCUGUUCGGACGGUCGGUACCGGUCCCGGCUGGUCGCGGCUCUCUCUGUCCGACCCUCCGGGUCCUCUUGGCGGCUCUGAACUGCCGCUGCAGGCGCUCACAGGAGCUCGGAGGCCGGCGGAGAGAGCCGCGGAUCACCGCCGGGUUUCUGCUGGUUGUUGUUUCCUGAUUCAACCUGUCAGCUCUUACACUUCCGGCCAGACCUUCACAAUAAGAGUUUGGACGCUUCCGCAGGCUGUAGUGAGAAAAAACAACCAAAGAAGAAGAACAGAUGAUGAAGAACAAAGUCAGCAGCAGUCAAGUGAGUGUAAAGAGGCGGUCCUGGUCGUGGCAGCAGUACCUGAAUGAACAGAAAGCUGAAGCUGCUCCUCUGUCACUGUUUACACAGUCCCAGUCUUUUCCCAGUAGGAGGGUUGGUUUUAAAGUUGGGAUGAAGAUGGAGGGCGUCGACCCACUGCAUGCCUCCAUGUUCUGUGUGCUGACUGUUGCCGAGGUGAUUGGCUGUCGGCUCCGUCUCCAUAUUGACGGAUACUCAGAAUGCUAUGACUUCUGGGUGAAUGCAGACUCACCAUACAUCCGACCGGCAGGCUGGUGUAAAGACAACAACCAUAAGCUCCACCCACCCAAAGGUCUCAGUGAGACAGAUUUUGAUUGGUCGCUGUACCUGCAGUCCUCCGGCUCUCAUGCUGCUCCUCCAACCCUUUUUACCUGUCGCACUGCAAGCUGUGGGUUCAGCGUGGGGAUGAAGUUGGAGGCGGUCGACAGGAAGAACCCUGGGCUCGUCUGCGUCGCCUCAGUCACUGAUGUCAUCGAUGACCACUUCCUGGUUCACUUCGACAACUGGGAUGACACAUACGACUACUGGUGUGACAGCAGCAGUCCAUCCAUCCAUCCUGUGGGCUGGUGUGAAGAACAGGGACGACCUCUGACCGCUCCACAGGGUCAUCCCAACCCAGAGAACUUCAUGUGGAAGGACUACCUGCAGGAAACUGGUUCCACUGCUGCUCCCAGAUCAGCCUUCACACUGAGAGCUCCACAUGGUUUCCAGUUGAACCAGAAGCUGGAGGCAGUUGACAAGAGGAAUCCCAUGUUGAUCCGCGUUGCCACAAUAACAGAUACAGACGAUUACCGGCUGAAGAUCCAUUAUGAUGGCUGGUCGGAGCAGUUUGACAUCUGGUGUGACAGCGACCUCUGUGACCUCCAUCCUGUUGGCUGGUGUCAACGCACGGGACACCCACUGGACCCACCCCCAGGUUUCUCCCCCUUGUCCUCCCCUUCUCAGGGUGUGUGUCCGACUCCAGGCUGCAGAGGAGUCGGACACAUUAAAGGAGCCAAAUACACCGGUCACCACAGUUCCUUCGGCUGUCCGUACUCAGACAUUAAUAUGCGUAAAGAGGUGGUGCUUCCUGACAGGCUGGGAGGAGAGCGAGUCGUCACCCUCGUACCUGUCACUGUAUAUCACCACGGCAACCAAUCAAACAGUGUUCAGGUGAAGACUGAACCCAGAGACGACGCUCUGCUGCUUCCUCUGGGCAAGAGAACACUGACAGACAGACUGUCCCAGCCAACCAAAUUCCUCCGUGUGAAAGAGGAAGAGGAGGAGCUGCACCUCGGAGCCCUCAGUCCAGAGUCCAGUUUGCAGGCCGCCCUCCAUCAGUCUGUCUUUCUGUCGGCCAUGUCAGCACAGCCCGGUCGCGACCUGUCGCUCUGCUGGGAGCAACACCGCAAACUGCUGCCUGGUGUGGCCCAAGUCCACGCCGACGCUGUCCAGCACUGGAGCGUCCAGCAGGUGUCAGAUUUCGUCGAGUCUCUUCCCGGCUGUGAGGAUCAGGCCAAGCAAUUCAGGGACGAGCAAAUCGAUGGCCGGGCCUUCCUCCUCCUCACCCAACGGGACAUCGUCAGGAUCAUGUCAAUCAAACUUGGUCCCGCCCUCAAAAUCUACAACUCCAUCCUGAUGUUCAAACACGCCAAGGACAGGAUCCAAUCACACGCUCAGGACAGGAGCCAUUUACACAAAGAGGACACAAGCCAAUCACACACAAAGGAUACCAAUACAGACAAAUCAUGACCGAACCAAUCCAGAGACCUGAUUGAUGACCUGUGAACUCCCAUCUUUCAUCCAAUCAUCACUCAGAUCCUCAGGUGUGGGUCAUGUGACCACAUGAUGCACCUGAGCUCCAUUUCAGGCUCCUAUGGAUCUUCAGGUUACUGAACCAAAACCAGCCCCAGUGUGCAAAGGAUUCUGGGAUGUCGAGUGGUAAAAGACACACUUUCUGUGAUGACAGGUGGUCCGGAGACAACAUGGCUGCUGACAGCUGAUUGGCUCCUUAAAAAAAAACACACGUAAAAAGUUUAAAGAUGAGAUCAGUUUUCUACAUUUUCUGUAAUAUCUUCAAACAUUUUAAUGUGACAGUUAAAAAGAUUGUUAAGAGUUAAAGGUCUCAUUUGUUGGUAAAGCAUCUUUUAAAGGUGAAAUUAUGAGAUUAUAUUAAAUCACAAUUAACAUAUUUUAUAAUAACAAGAAACCUUCUGAUCAGUUUCAGCUGUUUGUAAUUAUUGCAAGGGCUCGUUAAUAAACAUCAUGCAGGACUGAAACAGGAAACACUUGAUGACAUCACACUGUUGCUCCGCCUCCACUGAUUUCCACCUGAACAACUCUCAGGAUUUAACUCUUUGUCCCGCCUCCUCUGCUGUGAUUGGUCAGUUUGUGAAGAGUGGCUGACAUGAGCUUUAAAGUAAUUUUGAAAAAUAGUUUAUAUUUAUAAUUUUAUUCUCUCUAGUGUUCUUAAGAGUCUCUACUGUGUCUAUAGAUUUCUAUUAUAAAGUUUAUAUAUGAGUAUAUAUAUUUGUAUUCCUGUGUGUCAGUCCUGCUGAGUUUGUUCUGACUCCUCCUCCCUGUUGAUGUCACUGUGAUGUCACAGCUCCCUCAGGUCCAGCUUGUUUUAAUGUUUGCAACAAUCCACUGAUGUUUUAUUUCUGUCAGUGUUUGAUGAGAUCAAUAAAGUUUAUAAUCUGA